AGAGAGAGAGAGAGAGAACAAGAGAGGGAGGCAUUACAAGACAAUCUGUCAGUGAAGCAGGAAGUACAGAUCGAGAGGAGACCAAUGGGGGAAGGACCUACUACUUAAUUAAACGGCAGCUGCAGAGAGAACAGAAGGAUGUGAAAGGCUGAGCGGAGAGACACAGAACGGGAGAAUAAAGGAAUGACUGAGCAAAAAAUGGAGAGAGUUGGAAUCAACACUUGUGGAUGACGUGGAAAAGCAAUGACAAGGAUGGUCGGACCCGCUCUGCGCACCUGACUGUGAGGGAGAACUCUUGAGUACUUUGUUAUGGCAGAGUUGUGGACAGGGAUGGCCUGAUGCGGACUUGAUAAGACUUGCAAAGUUGAGAAGACGAGAGAAAACACAGGGAAUGGAUGUCAUCGGCGGAGGGUAAUAUUUAAUAGGCUUCUGGCAAAUGACUACUUGGAUGGCCAUUAAUCACUUAAGUGGAAUACCACAUGAUGCAAACCAACACCACCACUCCCAAGUUGCACAUAUAAGGGAACAUUAAAAGAUGAACUACUCCGAUUCAUGGUUGUUGAUGGAGGGCGGGGAGGGGAGGGGGAAAGAAAGCAAAAGCUGCAGCUUGCUGAAAUGUGUAUUGAUUUCAGUAAUUGAGAAUCUCAGAUCACAUCAAUAGUAAAUGAAGGGAAGAAGAGGCCAAUUGUCAUAACGGGAGUAAAGUAGAGAUGAGCGACAGUCUGACUCCAGCAGCAGCACAUCUGAAUUUCCAGCCAACACUUUCCAACAACUAAAACAUCAGGGAUUACUAUACCACAGGACAAAACCAUUUCCCAACAUCUGAAAAUUGCACAAAGUAUCAUCUUUCUUGAUAACACAUGGGUAAGUACAAGAGAGUGCUUUUGCUCGUGUUGCCAUUGUGUAUAUCGUAUAUCAUAGUCGUGAAACAUCCUUAAUGCAUUUUUAAACCUGCUUAUUCCUCAACACAAAAAUGUAAUAUUUCCGAAAACCAAGUAUGACCCCUAAUUGACUAUUAAGCUCUAAUGAUUCCCCUUUCUUUUCCUUUCCACCACAGCUAUGUCAGGAGGGCUUCUUAGUACACAGCUCAAUCUUUUCAGACAAUGGCUUCUCAUCCUUAAGACCCAUCAGGACAUGCUGAAAUCCUGUCUAUUAUUUCCUUCUUCUGGCUAUUCCAGCUAAUUAACAUUGCCACCAUUAUACCACCAUCACCAUGUUGUUGAGGAGCUGGAGUGAGGUCAUGUUAAUCAUGUCGCUAGGCUCCUUUUGUUUGCCACUACUGGCUGCAUGCAGCUGUCCUUCGCAGUGCGUCUGCGCUUCGGACAUCCUCAGCUGCAGUGGCCUCGGCCUGGAAGAACUGCCCUCUACGUUGCCCACGACCGCCACCGUACUAGACUUCAAUCACAACCAGCUUUCUCGGCUCGAGGAAGGAGACUUUGCGGACCUGCCUCGGCUGGAUUCGCUACAUUUGGCCCACAACCACCUGAGCAGGCUGCCCCGGGGAGCCUUUCAGAACGGCAGCCGACUACGCCACCUGGACCUGUCCUCGAACCUGCUGCACAGCGUUGAGCCGCACUACUUCCAGGAGCUGCUGGGAUUGGAGGAGCUGCUUCUCUUCAACAACCGCAUCACGCAGGUGGAGAGCAGAGCGUUGGCGGGGCUCAGUAACCUGCGCAAGGUCUACCUGAGCCACAACCUACUCACAGACUUCCCAUUCUUCUCGAUACAGGAGCAGAGUCAUCCUCUCUUGAGCAUGCUGGACCUGUCUUCCAACCGUAUGCCUAAGCUGCCGAUCGAGGACAUCUGGAACUUGCCAGACACGGUACAGAGCGGCCUGUUUUUGCACAACAACACGCUGAUCUGCGACUGCACAAUGUACGGUCUGUUUGUGCGGUGGGAGCAACGAGGGUUACCCCCGGUGCACCACGAGUAUGCUACGCAACACACUUGCCUGUUGUAUGGAGAACGGAAAGCCAUGGUGCGGUUCUUCCAGCACAGACGGAUCUUUGAAAACUGCACCCUGCACUGGCAGCAGAGGCUCCUGGGACAGAGAGACAACAGUCUGCUGGUGAACGUCGGUGAGUCAAUCACAAUUGAAUGCCAGACUUCGCUGCGAGGCGAGCACAUUAGAUACACCUGGGUUUUUAAAGGGGAGCCUAUAUUCCCGCCAGGCAAUAACGCUUCACUACGCAUGCAUUCUAACGGGAGUCUGGAACUUGUGUCAGUGCAACAAAGAGAUUCCGGAAUCUACGUGUGUAUGGCACUGGACCGCCUGCGCAACGAGACAGUAGAGGUAAAUGUGACGGUGGUAGACAAACAUGACGAUGAUGAGCACUUCAACACAGGCUGGACCACCCUGCUGGGAUGCGUGUUGACUCUUGUGCUGGUGCUUACCUACCUGUACAUGCCUCCCUGUCACUGCCCUUGCCGCAAGCAGCCCCCCCCUGUAAACCCAGCCAACGAAUCCGGUACGCAACCGUCGAUCCUGUCACCCAUGACACCCGGGGGGGCCAAUACAGAGGAACCCGCCCGUAAGGGCAGCAGUAACAAACACGUGGUGUUCAUGGAGCCCGUCAAAGAAGUGCAGAACGGACGGCUGCACACAAAACCUCAGAUGCUGCAUUACGAUAAUGAAGCCAUUUAUCUGGACGCCCUUAUUAUGCAAUAAUGGCUUAUUCUUUUGAAACUUGGUUGUUGGUAGAGUAGACUCGAGUUCGUUCUCCUGACAUCCGUUAUACUAAAUGCGUUCUAUUGCAACAGUUGGGGCACAAUUAGAAUGUCCGAAAACACUAGUGUUUAACAAACUCGGAGUACACCAAACUGCUGUAAUCGGAACCC
This is a messenger RNA of Engraulis encrasicolus (European anchovy), 2838 nucleotides long. RefSeq names its product adhesion molecule with Ig-like domain 3 (gene amigo3). The record is from RefSeq and is a predicted model, not a curated record. The transcript has a single exon. Lineage: Eukaryota; Metazoa; Chordata; Actinopteri; Clupeiformes; Engraulidae. Gene Ontology annotation, molecular function: protein binding. Bases 1214 to 2668 code for a protein of 484 amino acids.